GGAGGAACCAAUGGAAAAAAAAGGUUGGUUCUCGUUCUUCACUUUGUCUUCGGGAGCAUGUGAGGACUGACAGACAGAUAGAUCCUCAUUCAUCGUCGUCUUCUACUUUCCGUGGUUAUUAUUCUCUUCUCUUAAUCUAUUUGGAGAAGAGGUUCCAUCACCAUCGGUUGGUGGUGUUUCGAGGAAUGGCAGCCUCUUCGUCGAGGGUGCGGAGCAAUUCACCUUUCGGUUAUAGGAAGCCGUCGACCUCUUACUCCUCCUCGUCCUCGUCGUCAUCGCUUCUCAACGGCAGAUUAAUCCCUCGUUCUAGCUCUCCUUCAACUUCUUCAUUGUAUGGUUCUGGUAGUGGAUUCACCACUCGAUCUAUGACGCCCAGUCGCGGCCGUAGCGAUUCAGUGUACCAUGCCUCCAGAGGAUAUGCCGGCGGUACUCCGGUUGGUUAUGCUUCUGUGGACGAGGUCAUUGGAGAGCCGGUUGACUCGUCGAGAUCGGGAGAUAGCAUUUCAGUUACGGUUCGAUUUAGGCCGAUGAGUGAACGGGAAUUUCAGCGCGGAGAUGAGAUCUCAUGGUAUGCUGAUGGAGAUAAAAUCGUGCGCAGCGAGUACAAUCCUGCUACGGCAUAUGCGUUUGAUAGAGUUUUUGGGCCCUCCACAACUUCCCAGCAAGUCUAUGACGUAGCUGCUCGACCAGUAGUCAAGGCUGCUAUGGAAGGUGUCAAUGGGACUGUUUUUGCGUAUGGUGUUACUAGCAGUGGAAAGACGCACACUAUGCAUGGAGAUCAGAUUUCUCCAGGCAUUAUUCCUUUGGCCAUCAAGGAUGUGUUCAGCAUUAUCCAAGAUACUCCUGGAAGAGAGUUCUUACUUCGUGUGUCAUAUCUUGAAAUUUAUAAUGAGGUGAUAAAUGACUUGCUUGAUCCAACAGGGCAAAAUUUGCGUGUCAGAGAAGAUGCGCAGGGAACCUAUGUUGAGGGUAUAAAGGAGGAGGUUGUUUUAUCCCCGGGGCAUGCUCUUUCUUUUAUUGCUUCUGGAGAAGAGCAUCGUCAUGUUGGUUCAAAUAAUUUCAACUUGUUCAGUAGCCGAAGUCACACCAUAUUUACUCUGAUGAUUGAAAGUAGUGCUCAUGGUGACGAAUAUGAUGGAGUGAUAUUCUCGCAACUAAAUUUGAUUGAUUUAGCUGGAUCUGAGAGUUCAAAGACCGAAACAACUGGCCUAAGGAGAAAGGAAGGAUCUUACAUAAACAAAAGCCUUCUUACUCUUGGAACUGUAAUUGGAAAACUGAGUGAGGGGAAAGCGUCUCAUGUCCCAUAUCGUGAUUCUAAGCUUACACGCCUUCUGCAAUCCUCGUUGAGUGGGCAUGGGCAUGUCUCGCUCAUAUGCACAGUUACUCCUGCAUCAAGCAGUAUGGAGGAGACUCACAAUACAUUGAAGUUUGCAAGCAGGGCAAAAAGAGUGGAAAUCUAUGCUUCACGCAAUAGGAUCAUUGAUGAGAAGUCACUGAUUAAGAAAUACCAAAGAGAAAUUUCGAGCCUCAAACAAGAACUUGAUCAACUAAAGAAGGGGAUGCUCAUUGGUGUUAGUCACGAGGAGAUCAUGAGCUUGAGGCAACAGUUGGAACAGGGCCAAGUAAAAAUGCAGUCAAGAUUAGAGGAAGAAGAGGAAGCAAAGGCAGCAUUAAUGAGUAGAAUCCAGAGACUAACCAAGCUAAUCCUUGUUUCUACAAAGAAUACCAUUCCUGGAUAUUUGGGUGAUGUACCUAGUCAUCAACGACACCAUUCUGUUGAAGAUGAUAAAUUGGAUCUUUUGCGUGAGGGUUCUCCGUUGUUUGUUGAAGGCGAAAAUCAGAGAGAUUCCCCAUCUUCCAUUAUUUCAGUGCCAUCAGACACAUCCAAUGAUCUUAGACACAAAAGAUCAUCAAGCAAAUGGAGUGAAGAACUGUCACCCAUUAACAGUUCCAUCACGGAAUCAACUCAGGCAGGUGAACUUAUCAGUGGGACGGCCAGCAGUUCAAGACUGCAAUCAGCUGGGAUGACGAUGGCAGAUCAGAUGGAUCUCCUUGUUGAACAGGUUAAGAUGCUUGCCGGAGAAAUUGCAUUCAGCACCAGUACCCUUAAGCGCUUAGUGGAGCAGUCUGUGAAUGAUCCUGAUGCCUCAAAAAUUCAGAUUCAAAACUUGGAACGUGAAAUCAAAGAGAAAAAGAUGCAAAUGAGGGUUUUAGAGCAGCGGAUUACUGAGAGUGGUGAGGCUUCAAUAUCUAAUGCAUCAUUGGUUGAUAUGCAGCAGACUGUGAUGAAAUUGAUGGCUCAGUGCAAUGAGAAGAGCUUUGAGCUAGAGAUAAAGUCAGCAGACAAUCGUGUCCUUCAGGAACAGCUACAAGAUAAGUGUUCAGAGAACAAGGAAUUGCAAGAGAAAGUGCAACUCCUGCAGCAGCAAUUGGCCUCGGUCAUGUGUGAUAAAUCUUCACUGUCCUCUGAGCAAUGCAUCUCAGAAGAUUACAUUAACGAGUUGAACAGGAAAAUUCAGUCUAAGGAGAUUGAGAAUGAAAAACUAAAGCUGGAACAUGUUCAGCUUAUGGGGGAGAAGAGUGGAUUGCAUGUACAGAAUCAAAAGCUGGCAGAGGAAGCUUCUUAUGCGAAGGAAUUGGCAUCUGCUGCUGCUGUUGAACUGAAAAAUUUGGCUGGUGAAGUCACCAAGCUCUCCUUGCAGAAUGCAAGACAAGCAAAAGAGCUGCAGCCUGCUCAAGAAAUGGCAUAUUCUAGAGGUGCUGGGGUUCCGAGUGGUAAUGGUGCUAGCCGCAAGUAUUCUGAUGGCAAGACUGAAGGCACUAAGCUUGGGAGAAAGGGUUAUUUCUCUAGCAGGUCUAAUGAAGUUUCUGGGACAGUAUAUGAUGAUGUAGAGUUUUGGAAUCUUGAUCCAGAUGAUAUAAAAAUGGAGUUACUGGCAAGAAAACAAAGAGAGGCUGCUCUUGAGGCUGCUUUAGCAGAAAAGGAACUAGCAGAAGAAGAAUAUAUGAAGAAGGCUGAAGAGGCGAAGAAGAGGGAGGCUGCACUGGAAAAUGAUCUAGCAAGCAUGUGGGUGCUUGUUGCAAAGUUAAAGAAAGAUGGGGGGGCUGUCACGGGGCAGAAUGUUUGCGAGAGAUCUAAUGACGGGACCAAUAUCGCAAGUGAUCCAAAAAUAAACGACAAUGAGAGCAAAGAGAUCACCCCAAAAGAUACCCAACUUUCGGAUGGUCUGAAAACUGUUCAUGAUGGUCCUGAGCUAGAACCUCUGGUUGUUCGCCUUAAGGCCCGGAUGCAAGAGAUGAAGGAUAAAGAGCUAGAGACCUUGGGGAAUGGGGAUGCAAACUCUCAUGUGUGUAAAGUAUGCUUUGAAGAACCAACUGCAGCAAUACUUCUUCCCUGCCGGCACUUUUGCUUAUGCAAGCCUUGUUCGCUUGCUUGCUCUGAGUGUCCAAUUUGUCGCACAAAGAUAGCUGAUAGGAUCAUUGCAUUCACUUCAUAACAAUUCAAAAUAUGUCCCAGGUAAAGGGGACAUGCCAUUCAACUACUUGUCAUUUUUCUGUAAUAUGAGUGCAAUUCUUUCAUUAGUUGGCCUGUAUGUAAGUCGUUAAAAGGUGUAGAAUUAUAUUCAUGUCCUGUCUCCAUCUCCUGAGAAGAAAGAAAAAAGGAGAGAGAGAGAAACAGAAGAGCAAGAGUAUCCUCUGCAAAUUUAUGGUUUGUGUUGACUACAUUGGAUCUCUUGUAUCUGUUGUCCUUUUACAUAUGAGUGAUGGAAGCUUAAAUAACGAAGAAAGCUUCUAUUCGGUUUUCUUUAUGGGUAAAUAAUUAAUUGUCAGUUUCUCACAUUGUUAUUUCAUUGUAUGCAUUAAGCCUUAAAAUUUGUUUAGUCACUGUUUGAAAACUAGGU
Molecule: messenger RNA, 3902 nt
Organism: Telopea speciosissima
Lineage: Eukaryota; Viridiplantae; Streptophyta; Magnoliopsida; Proteales; Proteaceae
Product: kinesin-like protein KIN-7D, mitochondrial
Exons: 25
Coding region: 186-3497 (1103 amino acids)
Biological process (GO): microtubule-based movement
Molecular function (GO): microtubule motor activity; ATP binding; microtubule binding
Source: RefSeq, a predicted model, not a curated record